UACGAGACAUCUGUGCGACAGAAACCCUAGCUGAUAAACAGCAGGAAGUAGGCAUGGCCUGUUUUUAAAUGAGCAGCCAUUCAUUGCUUACUGGCUGCCUAACGGACAACACAGAAAAACAAAUUGAGACUUCAGUGUAAACAAAAGCAGCUUCGGUUGGCACCAUGAAGAUCGCAUCUUUUAACAUCCAACGUAUGGGCCCAAGCAAGCUGUCAGACAAAAAAGUUGUGAAACAUCUCAUUAAGAUCUUCUCCCGAUACAGUAUAAUCGUUAUUCUGGAGGUGGUGGACAAAUCGGGCAAAGCUAUUGACAAAUUUCUGCAGGAGCUCAAUAAGACCACGGCUAAUAAGAAACGCCCCUUUAAAAUGGUGGGAAGCUCCAGGCUGGGACGGUCUCUUUACAAGGAGCAGUUUGUCUGUUUCUACAGAGAAGACGACGCCAAACUGGUUGACACGUACCAAUAUGAAGACAAUCAAGUGGGUGACGAAGACGCUUUCUCUCGAGAGCCUUUCAUUCUGCGUUUCCUCUGUAAAAACACAGAGCUGAAAGAUUUGGUGUUGAUCCCUGUUCACACAAAGCCCAAAGACUCACAGAAGGAACUGGAUGAACUGUACGACGUCUUUCUUGAAGUCAAAGAUAAAUGGAAGACGGAUAACGUCAUGAUCCUUGGCGACUUCAACGCGGAUGGCGCCUAUGUCAGCAAGAAGAAGAUGAAGGCCAUCAGGAUACGCACUGAUACUGAUUUCCACUGGCUGAUUGGGGACGACGUGGACACCACAGUCAAAAAGUCCAACGACCACACCUACGACAGGAUUGUGGUGUAUAAGGACGACAUGUUAAAAGCUGUUGUGCCAGGAUCUGCCAAACCUUUCAACUUCCAGGAAGCCUACAAACUUUCAGAUGAAGAGGCUCUUGACAUCAGUGAUCAUUACCCAGUGGAGGUGAGUCUGAAAUCUGCGGCAAAGACCAGUGGCGCAGCCAAAACCAAAACCAAAACCCAGAAACGCAAAGCAUGAUGGGAUGCCAGUGCACACUGUAUUGGAUCUUAACUUAAUUCUACAGAAGGAGAUAUGAUACGUCUUCAUAAGAAAAUUCAGGGAUUAAAUAUAAUUUAAAAGCAGCUAUCUUUUCAUGCUAAUUUAAUGUAAUUUAAAUAUACAUUACAAUAUAAUUCACAUGCUUCUAAAUGUUUGAAAUGACUGUGAAAUCUCCAAAUAAACUUUUCAUUUUUA
Molecule: messenger RNA, 1232 nt
Organism: Labeo rohita (rohu)
Lineage: Eukaryota; Metazoa; Chordata; Actinopteri; Cypriniformes; Cyprinidae
Gene: dnase1l4.2
Product: deoxyribonuclease 1 like 4, tandem duplicate 2
Exons: 9
Coding region: 165-1016 (283 amino acids)
Biological process (GO): DNA catabolic process
Cellular component (GO): nucleus
Molecular function (GO): DNA nuclease activity
Source: RefSeq, a predicted model, not a curated record